AUGCGUUCAACCUCAUUUCUUCCCCUCUUCGUUUCUUCAACACUUGUUGCCGUUGCAACAGCAGAGAGCUGCUGUUGGGGCGACAACUGGGCUUACACAAACUGGCUAUGGCAGAAGUGGGAUGAGCCUGCCGGAGUAGUUCGCUGCGGCCUGGGUGGCAACUUUCCGCCUGGUACCAAGUGUACUGUGGAAAACUCGAAAGACUCAAAGGGAAAUAUCCAGGCGGUGACCAACGUCACGUUUGGCGGCAACUCCCAGCCCUUCAGGUUCCGCAUCGGCAUCGACCCCAACAGCUGUGAUACUUUACCCAAUGACAAGGUCAUCACUGGAUGGGAAGGCUGGGGCGCUUAUCUCUUCAAAUCUCAUGAGUUUAACCCGCAAAGACUCGAAUCAUGUACGCAGGAUCAUGCAGCAUGA
Molecule: messenger RNA, 417 nt
Organism: Colletotrichum truncatum
Lineage: Eukaryota; Fungi; Ascomycota; Sordariomycetes; Glomerellales; Glomerellaceae
Source: RefSeq, a predicted model, not a curated record